Molecule: messenger RNA, 860 nt
Organism: Xyrauchen texanus (razorback sucker)
Lineage: Eukaryota; Metazoa; Chordata; Actinopteri; Cypriniformes; Catostomidae
Product: zinc transporter ZIP10-like
Biological process (GO): BMP signaling pathway; zinc ion import across plasma membrane; intracellular zinc ion homeostasis
Cellular component (GO): membrane
Molecular function (GO): zinc ion transmembrane transporter activity
Source: RefSeq, a predicted model, not a curated record
AUGUCUUAUAAUAAUGGGACUUUGACCUAUGAGGGCCUGCACAAGUUACUGGGAAGUUUAGGUCUGGGGAAGGCCAUCUUUAGCCAACGUAGUGAACAUCAUGAUGCUGUGUUAAAAUGUCUGUCUGUCUGUCCUAUAGGAGGAGUUUACCUUCUCUUUGUGUUUGAGAGUCUUCUGGGAAUUAAGCAACAUUUUAAGAGUUUAAAGAAAGGGAGUCAUGAUGCAGAGUCUGGAAGGGAGCUGGAUAAACUGCAGGGUUCCUCAUCACUCAAUCAGAAUGAGAGUUCAGAGUCUGGGCACAGGCAUUCUCAUGUGCAGCCUGGUUCAGAGAAGACUGGAAUCGGAAGCAUGGAUGCAUCGAUGGUGGUCAUGGGAGAUCGAAUACAUAAUCUUACAGAUCUAGCUAUAGGUGAUGCAUUUUCUCAGCGUCUGACAGGUGGACUAUGCACAACAACCGCUGUCUUCUGCCAUGAGUGUCCUCAUGAAUUAGGCGAUUUGGCAUUGCUGUUGGCUGCAGUCUGGCCUAUAUGCAGGCUGGCUGUUUUUAGCCCUCUGUCUGCUCUGCUGGCCUUUGUGGGUGUGUUAACUGGCACAGCACUGGGGAGCCAGCGGGGCAUACUCACCGUAACUGCUGGGGUUUUCCUCUAUGUUGCUCUUGCUGACAUGAUGCCUGAAAUGCUGCAUAGAGAUGGUGGAUCUCUGAGCCCUUUGAAGUGCUUCCUCCUGCAGAGUCUGGGCCUGCUGAUAGGGGGCGCCAUCAUGCUUUAUAUCACCCUUUUUGAGGACCACAUUGCUGUUAACUUGGGAGAUGGCUGAAGAUAUAAAGACGGUACAAAUGGAAUAGCAUUCUUAAGAUGUCA